Thamnophis sirtalis is the source of this 1035-nucleotide messenger RNA. The record is from RefSeq and is a predicted model, not a curated record. Lineage: Eukaryota; Metazoa; Chordata; Lepidosauria; Squamata; Natricidae.
CCUCCCUCCCUCCGCCCGAGAAAAUGCUGCGCCUGGCCCUGCGGAGCUCUGCCCGGCUGCGCCCCGGGCCGCUGCGCCCCCUGGCCUGCCAGCCCCUCUCCAGCGCCGCCGUGCCCGCGCCCAACCCGCAGCCCGACAUCGCCUACAACAAGAUUUUCAUUAACAACGAAUGGCAGGAUGCGGUCAGCAAGAAAACCUUCCCCACCAUCAACCCCUCCACGGGGGAGGUCAUCUGCCAGGUGGCAGAGGGCGACAAGGCCGAUGUGGACAAGGCUGUGAAGGCAGCCAGAGAUGCCUUCAAGUUUGGGUCACCUUGGAGAAGGAUGGAUGCUUCCCACAGGGGCAAAUUACUGAACCGGCUGGCUGACCUGAUUGAAAGAGACCGGACCUAUCUGGCCGCUCUGGAAACGUUGGACAACGGCAAGCCAUACGCCAUCUCCUACUUGGUAGACUUAGAUAUGGUUGUCAAGCAAAUCCGGUAAGAAUGGAUAUAAAUAGAUUCUCAACUUGCCAAGCCCAAUUCAGGAUGGCUUUUUUUUUUUUGCAGAGUCCUUGUUUUGCAGGGAAAGUCAUUUUAGUGAAAUACAAACAUCCUGCUGUUAUUUUCUGGCAGUUAAUAAUACAAGAUUUUUUCCCCCUCAUUCAAGUAAACCUGAAAUGUAAACUGGAAGGAAGGAAUCUUUCUUUCUAGAACUGGAACCAGGGAAACAAAUCACAUGAUUGGUUCAGCUGCAGAGAUCCCUCAGCCUAUUUGAAAAUGAGCGUCUGAAAGGAUUAAAAUAAAAGUCGAAAGAUUUCCUGAACUUUUGGUAGAGGGCAAAUGUUCUCUUCCCAUUUCAAAAGCUGAGCAUUAAGCAGGAAUUGGAUAAACUAAAUUGUAUCUACUACAUAUCGAAUAAUAUUUAUGGGACCUUGGAAUAUUGCAACACUUUUAGAUAUUUGCUUGCAUAAUAAUCACUUUGCAAUGACCCUUCUUCCCCACUAGUUUUUUUUCAUAUUUGCCGCAUUUUUUGGAGUAUAAGACACGCCUUUUUC